Messenger RNA from Sapajus apella (tufted capuchin), 5202 nucleotides. RefSeq names its product zinc finger protein 780B-like. The coding region runs from base 1292 to 3382 and encodes 696 amino acids. The record is from RefSeq and is a predicted model, not a curated record. Gene Ontology annotation, biological process: regulation of transcription by RNA polymerase II. Gene Ontology annotation, cellular component: nucleus. The transcript has 8 exons. NCBI's taxonomy places the organism in Eukaryota, Metazoa, Chordata, Mammalia, Primates, Cebidae. Gene Ontology annotation, molecular function: DNA-binding transcription factor activity, RNA polymerase II-specific; RNA polymerase II transcription regulatory region sequence-specific DNA binding.
UGUGAUCAUUGAUAGAGUUAAGAUUAUUAUCUUGCUGUUUUCUGUCACAGUUGGGAAUGAAAAGACAUUUUGCUCUUUAUUAUUCCAUGUUUCCUCCUUAUGUAGCAUAGCACAGUACAAAAAUGAUUUUGAAAGUUCAAUAUUGCUAGAUUACCACAGUGAAAUCGGGCUCUUCCUACAACAAACAAGCCCCCAUUUGCAUUUGUUUAGACUAUUUUAAGAAAAUGUGUUAAUUAUUCAUCCUUGAAGAUAAGGCAAGUAAUUUUCUGUGUACUUUUAUCCGUUUUCAUGCCGUCCUGAAUCACAUUUUUUCUGUCUAGAUAGCAGGAACAUUGUCUUGAAGAAUCCAGUACAUUUGUUUCUGAAAUCUCUCAAUUAAACCACACUUCCUCUUCUAGUACAAAAUCAACCAUUUCUUUAGUUCAAGCUUUUCAAAUUUAUCCUAAGUCCCUUUCAAAUAGUACAAGGUGGAAGCCUAUGUUGGGAUCUGAGUCAAAGCAGCUACAUCUUGACAUAAUUUAACUUUGAACUCUUCUUUAAAAGUUCUGCUCAUUUGCAUUCUACUCCAUGGAGAGAAAAGGUAAUUUACACUGACGCACCAAGAAGAGCAACUCUCCUCACAGAUGGGGAUCCUCGCCCGUAGCAGCAACCUGUGCACCCCACGGUCUGGAACUCCCACAAAUCCAUUAGGCUCGGCUCUUUUAAGAGCCAUCGACUUAUGGUGCGAUCCACCUGAAUAGCGCUCAAGGCUUUUGAGGCUCUUUCUGUUCAGGACUGUAUUUCCCAGAGGCCACCGCACCGGAAUUAACGGUUCCACUUCCGGUCACCAGGGGUCGACGACGUAGUGGGGUAAGGUCUUCCUGUCCUAGGAAGAAAUCGGUGGCUGCGGGAGGUCUCUGCGGACUGGGACUCGAUCCUGACAGACCCGGCAGUAUGGAAGUGAGGGAAGUUGUGGCCCUGGAGAGUGCUUUCAAACUUAGUCUGCGCUCCAAGAAAAGCCUGGAGCCUCACGCUUGCCAUAUCUUUUCCCAGUCGUGCAAUUAUCCAAAAGAAGGACCGGAAGGAGGAUGAUAGUGUUGUUUCACACUUAGAAGUCAACACUUUCAUGCCUUGCCCCACUGCACCCAGUCCUGACUUCACAAAAAGGUUCUGGUUUGGAUAAUGUGAUCCCUUCUCAGCUCUGAAAAGUGGGACUAGGGCAGGAGGAUUGCUUACAGCAGGAUCAGAGGCCCAGUCCUAGGCCAAGGAGAGAAGCCCAAGGAAGAUUAACCAAUUUUGAAAUUCUAAAAACAUGGUCCAUGGAUCAGUGACAUUCAGGGAUGUGGCCAUCGACUUCUCUCAGGAGGAGUGGGAGUGCCUGCAGCCUGCUCAGAGGACCUUGUACAGGGAUGUGAUGCUGGAGAACUACAGCCACCUGAUCUCACUGGCAGGAAGUUCCGUUUCUAAGCCAGAUGUGAUUACGCUACUAGAGCAAGAGAAAGAGCCCUGGAUGGUUGUAAGGAAAGAAACAAGCAGAUGGUAUACAGAUUUGGAAUCAAAAUGUGGACCUGAGAAAAUAUCACCAGAAAAUGAUAUUUCUGAAAUAAAUUUACCAAAACAGGUUAUAAGGCAAAUAAGUAAAACACUUGGCCUUGAGGCCUUUUAUUUUAGAAAUGUCUCAGAAUAUAGAUGUAGAUUUGAGGGACUACAGGGACAUCAAGAAGGAUAUAUCAAUAUCAAUCAGAAGAUGAUCAACUAUGAAGAAAUGCCUACUUAUCCUCAUGCUUCUCUUAUUCACAAUACACAUAAACCAUAUGAAUGUAAGGAAUGUGGGAAAUACUUUAGUUGUGGUUCACAUCUUAUUCAGCAUCAAAGUAUUCAUACUGGAGAGAAACCCUAUAAAUGUAAAGAAUGUGGGAAAGCCUUUCAACUUCACAUACAACUUACUCAACAUCAGAAAUCUCAUACUGGUGGGAAACCUUUUGAAUGUAAGGAAUAUGGAAAAGCCUUUAAUCUUCCCACCCAGCUUAAUAGCCAUAAGAACAUUCACACAGGUGAGAAACUGUUUGAAUGUAAGGAAUGUGGGAAGUCCUUUAAUCGUAGCUCAAACCUUACUCAGCAUGAAAGUAUUCAUGCUGGUGUAAAACCUUAUCAGUGUAAGGAGUGUGGGAAAGCCUUUAAUCGUGGUUCAAAUCUUAUUCAGCAUCAGAAAAUUCAUUCCAAUGAGAAACCCUUUGUAUGUAGGGAAUGUGAGAUGGCCUUUAGAUAUCAUUACCAACUUAUUCAACAUUGCCAAAUUCAUACUGGUGGGAAGCCCUUUGAAUGUAAAGAAUGUGGAAAGGCCUUUAGUCUUCUGACACAGCUUGCUCGACAUAAGAACAUUCAUACUGGUGAGAAACCAUUUGAAUGUAAAGACUGUGGGAAGGCCUUCAAUCGUGGCUCAAACCUUCUUCAACAUCAGAGUAUUCACACUGGUGUGAAGCCCUAUAAAUGUAAGGAGUGUGGGAAGGCUUUUAGACUUCACCUACAACUUUCUCAGCAUCAGAAAACUCAUACAGGCGAGAAACCCUUUGAAUGUAAGGAAUGUGGGAAAUUCUUUCGUCGUGGUUCAAAUCUUAAUCAACAUCGAAGUAUUCAUACCGGAAAGAAACCCUUUGAGUGUAAGAAAUGUGGGAAAGCCUUUCGACUUCAUAUGCACCUUAUUCGACAUCAGAAAUUGCAUACUCGUGAGAAACCCUUUGAAUGUAAGGACUGUGGCAAGGCCUUCAGUCUUCCCAUCCAGCUUAAUUGCCAUAAGAAAAUUCACUCAGGUGGGAAGCCAUUUGAAUGUAAGGAAUGUGGGAAGUCCUUUAAUCGUGUCUCGAACCUUGUUCAACAUCAGAGUAUUCAUGCUGGUGUAAAACCAUAUGAAUGUAAGGAGUGUGGGAAAGGCUUUAAUCGUGGUUCAAACCUUAUUCAGCAUCAGAAAAUUCAUUCCAGUGAGAAACCCUUUGUAUGUAAGAAGUGUCAGAAGACCUUUAGAUAUCAUUACCAGCUUAUUGAACAUUGCCGAAUUCAUACUGGUGAGAAACCUUUUGAAUGUAAAGAAUGUGGAAAGGCCUUUAGUCUUCCGACACAGCUUGCUCAACAUCAGAUCAUUCAUACUGGUGAGAAGCCAUUUAAAUGUGAGGAGUGUGAGAAGGCCUUCAAUUGUGGCUCAAACCUUGUUCAACCUCAGAGUAUUCAUACUGAUGAGAAACCCUAUGAAUGUAAGGAGUGUGGGAAGGCUUUUAGACUUCACCUACAACUUUCUUGGCAUCAAAAACUCAUACAAGUGAGAAACUCUUUGAAUGUAAGGAAUAUGGGACAACCUUCAGAUAUCAGUACAAACUUACUGAACAUCAGAAAAUUCAUACUAGGGUGAAAGCCUUUGAAUGUAAGGAAUGUGGGAAGACCUUUUGAUAUUAUUAUCAAUUUCUUGGACAUUAUGGAAUUCAUACUGGUGAGAACCCUUAUGAAUGUCAAGAAUGUAGGAAAUGCUUUACUGGUGGUAGAAACCUUAGAAUACAUCAGAGAAUUCAUACUGGUAAGAAGGCAUUUCAAUGUGAAGAAUAUGGGAAAGUCUUUAGUCAUAGUUCAAAUCUUGUUCAACAUGUUAAAAUUCAUACUGAUGAGAAACCCUGUGAAUGUAAGGAAUGUGAAAAGGGCUUUAGUAGUAAUUAUGAACUUACUGUACAUCUAAGAAUCCAUAUUGCUGAGAAACCUUGUGAAUGUAAGGAAUGUGGGAAAACUUAGAUUUUGCUCAGUCUUUACUGCAUAUCAAAGAAUUUAUACUAGUAUGAACCCUAUGAAUGUAAAGAAUGUGGAAAGACCUUUAGUUGUAGCUCGAGCGUUGUUCAACAUGUUAAAAUUCAUACUGGUGAGCAGCCCUGUGAAUGUGAAUGUAAAGGAUGUGGGAAGACCUUUAGAGUUAGUUCAGUCCUUUCUGCACAUCACAGAAUUCAUACUGGUGUGAAACCCUAUGAAUGUAAAGAAUGUGGACAAGCCUUUACUGUGAAUGGUCAGCUUACUCGACAUCAGAAAAUUCAUAAUAGAAGUUUUGUGAAUAUAAGGAGUGUGGACAAGCCUCCACUGUGUAUGAAAAAUUUACUCAACACCAGGAAAUUCACAUUAAUGAGAAAUACUGUGAACAUAAAAGAAUGUGUGAAGAACUUUCGUCAUGACCUGGGAUUUGCUCAACAUCAGAGUAUUCAUACUGCUGAGAAAUCUUUUUAGCUUAAGAAUGUGGGCUGUUUUAUAUCCACACUAAAUGCCUUAGAGUUCAGAGAAGAUAAUUUUGGUGAGAAAGUUAUUGACGUGUGGAAUGUAGAGUACCUGCCAUGUUCACAGUUUACUGCCCAUGAAGUGUUUUACUGGAUUCAGGCAUACCUUGCUUAAUUGUUCAUUGUAGUUACUGUGUUUUAUACACAUUGAAGGUUUGCAGGAACCCUACAGUGAAUAAAUCAAUCAGCACCAUUUUCCAAACAGCAUGUGCACAUCUUGUGUCUUUGUGUCACACUUUAGUAGUUUUCAUAAUAUUUCAAACUUUUUCAUUGUUAUAUCUGUUAUGGUGAUCUAUGACCAGUGUUUUUUGAUGUUACUAGUGUGAUUGUUUUGGGAUACCACAAAUCCUGCCCAUAAAAGAUGGUGAACCUAGCUGACAAUUGUUGCAGAUUUUGAAAGAUAGUAAAAUAUACACCAUAUACCCCCACUUAGAUUCAAAAUUGUUAAUGUUUAUUUUUUUGUAUAUUUGUUGUACCAUGGAGAAUAAAUUUUAGACAUCAUCACACUUUAACCCUUAUUACAUCAGCAUGUGUAUUACCCAAACAUAAAGACAAUAUCAUAUAGCCAUAGUACCAUAAUUACCCUUAAGAUUCAUAAUUCUGUAAUAUCAUUCUAUCUUUAGAUUUCUUCAUUGGCCUGCAAACCAUCUUUUACAGCUAUUCAUUUUCUAACGAGAAUCCAUUGCAGAUUCUACAUUGCAUUUGGUUCUCUCUCUUUAGUGUAUUGUAGCCUAGAAACCAUAUGAAUGUAUGCUUUCAAAUUAUAGUGGGUAUCAGAAUCACCUGUGGAACUUAGUAAAACUACAGAAGUGUAACCCUAUCUUAUAAGCCUGGGCCUCUGUGUUUUUAUAUUAUUUCUCCAGGUGAUUGUGAUACCAACCAGGGUUAGAGAGCCACUGGUCUAGAACAUUUCUCCUCCUUU